Purpureocillium takamizusanense is the source of this 2475-nucleotide messenger RNA. RefSeq names its product Inositol-pentakisphosphate 2-kinase (gene IPK1). Bases 555 to 2111 code for a protein of 518 amino acids. Gene Ontology annotation, cellular component: nucleus. The record is from RefSeq and is a predicted model, not a curated record. Gene Ontology annotation, molecular function: ATP binding; inositol-1,3,4,5,6-pentakisphosphate 2-kinase activity. Gene Ontology annotation, biological process: inositol phosphate biosynthetic process. NCBI's taxonomy places the organism in Eukaryota, Fungi, Ascomycota, Sordariomycetes, Hypocreales, Ophiocordycipitaceae. The transcript has 3 exons.
GUGCAGGCCUGCACCUUCCUUCCUCUGAUGGUUGCAACGCAGCAUAUGGACGAAGUACUUCGUACUUUGUUGUAGCAAAGCGACUCGACCUCGCCGCAUGAACAAAAAAAAAAAAAAGCAAGCACCGCCGCCACAAUCCAGCCAGCCCUACCACGACUCCAAAAAGAGCCAACAACCAACCUUGGAACCUUUUCCUGUCCCCAACCUGCACCGUUGUGCUCCCAGGAACGCACGACCCCUCGGCGACUCGGGCCCAUCUUCUACUACUGUGUCUCUACAAUUGCACCUGCGAGCGCCCCAACGCUGCCUUUUGCGCCUCCUUGAGCCUCAUGGGCCCCCCUGUCUGUCGAUGAAGCCAUCGAUGCGAGGCCCUGUCGAAACGAGUCGCCCGAAACUCCCCGCGAGGGGUCUUUGAGAGCGCCCCGGGCAACCUCAGCUCUCCGGCGGCCACUGCUGUGCUCCCUGGCCAGGCCCCGAGACUUGCAGCCGCGCUGCCUCGUCCGUUGCGCCAGAGGUAGUUCCUUGCAUCGACCUGCAGGCCCGCGCCUCCAAUCAUGGCCCUGCAGGCUGUGCCACCCCAGCGCACCCAGGACUCCUCGGCAGCUCCCCGGCCGCAGGCCUCCGACGGCUCGGCUGAUGGCGCGGCCGAUGCGGCAGGAGCAGCAGCUGAUGUCGAUGUUGGUGAUGUCGCCGUGGCCGUGGCCGUCGACGACGACCGAUGCGCGGCGCAGUCGCCGGCCAGUCCCAAGCCCACUUCCCCAAGAUGCAUUCCCGCCCCUGCGGCCGACCGAGUCUUUGAGCCCGACGACUGCUCAUGGAUAACGCCAAAGGACAUGGCCCUGCUUCACGCUCUAGGCGACACCGAGCUGGCCACCAAGUCUCGCGCCGACACCCUGAGCCAACAACGCAUCAGAAGACUGCCCCGGGGCGCCAGGCCCGUCAGACUCAUUGGCGAAGGCUCCGCCAACGCCGUCUUCGAGUUCAGGUUGCCGCGGCGUAAUGGCGGCGGUUGCAACUUUAGUGGUCUGCUGUUGAGAGUGGCUAAAGUCCCAGCUCUCGGUCAUCCGCCGACGUACAACUAUCUCGCCCAGCAAAAUUUCUACCAGGGAGCCAUCAAGCCUCUCCUAGGUAGCUAUGCCAUUCGCCAAGAACUCGUUAUCCUUCGCAAGUCCGGUAUUAUCGAAGAGCUUAACAAUUACCUUCGUGACAAUGAUGGAGAGCGCAAGGAUAAGUUCAAGGGAACCUUUGUCGGACAGACGGACUGGGGUUUCCUCGUCGAGGAUAUGCGACCCGCGAAGCCAGAAGACUCCACCUUGAUCGAGUUUAAGCCAAAAUGGCUCUCCCAGUCUCCCAGCGCCCCUAAGGAUGCCGUCAGGUGCAGGCAGUGCGCCAUGGAGCUGCGGAACCUCAUCCACGACCCGUCGCGCAGCAGGACCAUGCCAGAGAAGAAGCCUUGCCCGCUGGCCUUGGACGCCGACAACGCUCCUCCGCAAGCCAGCUCGCCUUUCCGCAUCGCCCCGCAGCUUGCUUUGACUGACGAGCAAGAGCAUUACCGAGCGGUCUUGUCCAGCGUCGCGCGACAUCCUGCGAUUCAUGACUUGAAACUUCAACAGAUUCGCCAUGACAAGCUCGGCCCAUUAAACGCGGCGCCUACGGACCCACGCUUCGUUAUCGCUAUGACGCUGCGCGACUGCACCUGUUUCGUUCAAGUACACCGCCGCGACCGUUCCGUCAAGCUGCGGAUGGGCGACUUUGACUGGAAAGACCCUCUAGUAAAGGUUGAGCGCUGGCAAAAGGCCGAACAGGAGCUCAUCGAAAGGGGCUUCUACACAGCACGGUGGAUUCUCUGCGGCGGCGUCUUAUACCGCCCACCCACACUGUGCGCUCUCGAGUUCGCUGCGACGUCGCCGAGCAACCAGACACAAAUGAUCAACGUCGAGGACAGGGCCAAUGCAGGGGUGAUGAAUGAGGACAGAACCCUGGUCGAGGACAAGGCAGGGACCAGGAUUUUCAAUUACAACACCGACGUCGCAUCCUUGCAGCGAUUGCUUGAGCCGUUUCGAAUAGCACACAAGACAAACGACAAGACAACCGCUGACGGCAAAACGUAACGGCAUGACCCGGUUUUUGGAUUCGAUUUUCAUGUUUUUCCUAUCGCGUCUCUUACAUUUCGGCGGUUGACCAUGCUGGCCAUAUCAGCCGGGCAGAGGCUGCUUGCUUGAAUGGGAGCGGAAAAUCCGGCAACAAGACGCUUUUGGCUGCCCUCUGGCGUUGGCGGAUGGGCUGGCCAGAGAGCAAAAGUUCAAAGGGGCCCCAGUUUGGCAUCGGAAACACAGAACGAUGCUCGGACCUGAUGGUUCAUGUUUGUAUGGUGCAGUGUGCACAGUUAGACUUGAAAGGUUGUAUAUAUCGCUCAAGACAUCUCGGAAGACCAGACAGGGUUAUUCACACAAAGCUCGAACGCCUGAAUGCCGA